This is a messenger RNA of Colletotrichum orchidophilum, 1785 nucleotides long. RefSeq lists its product as uncharacterized. Lineage: Eukaryota; Fungi; Ascomycota; Sordariomycetes; Glomerellales; Glomerellaceae. The record is from RefSeq and is a predicted model, not a curated record. The transcript has a single exon. The coding region runs from base 1 to 1785 and encodes 594 amino acids.
AUGUCCACGUAUGAGUUCCCCCCUGCUGCUCGCCUCACUUACACCCCCACUAACGCAUCAUUCCCCAGUCUGGCAGCGGAUACGUCCUUCGACUUCAUCUUCCCCUCGUGCGAGCCCUCAACGCCGCCGAGUUUCUCCUUCGACUCUUCCCUCCUCGACCUCCUCUACCACCAUAACCCGGGCCACAACCGCUCCCGCUCCAAUGGCUCCGUCUUUUCCUUCAUUUCUGCCGCGGACUCCACCCCGGACUCGGUGAGCACCCGCAUGACGACGCCGUCUCGCGCAUCACCACCAAUCCGCCAACACGGCCCUCUUCUGCUUCCCAAGAUCCGCUCCCAGGACCAAGCCAUUGACUCGCCGCCCAAGCGCAUCAAAUCCUCGCCGAAGCCCCGCGCCCCGGCUCCCAGACGGGCGACCCCCGUCGCUCCCGCUGCCAACGCCGUCUUUCGUCCUGCUCACUCACGCAGCUUCACCAACCCGGAGACAUUGACGUGGAAUAUGCCAUCCUCCUACUGCAGCCAACCCGAAGAGCAGACUCCCUCUUCCCUCCUCUGCUCACCCGUCAUCUUUGCCGAUGAUUUGCAGUCUCGCCGCGCGUCAACCUGCAGCCUCGAGGGUUCCGCCCUCGAGAAGUUUGGCUUCCCGACCUACCGCCAGAUGCCCUCAUACGUUCCCCCUCCUGCACCUCAGCAACCUUCAGAGGCAUACAUGUUCCCCUCUUACACUCCGCGUGCUCCCUCUCCCCUCAGCCUCUCCGCCGCCGCCACCCCGGACCCGACCCCCAACACCACCCUCAUGACCUACCUCACCGGACCUAACCCUGCUCCCUCCCUGGUGCGCACCAUCUCAUUCCCUCUCCGAGACCCCAACACCAAGCACUUCUGGUGGGACAUUCGCCAAAUCCGCCCCUGGACCACCUUCAACGCCUCCUCCGUCCUCUCGCUUCCCGGCGCCGCUACCCUCCUCAACUGCGCCGUCCCUGCACCUCUCCUCCCUCACCCGGCUCCAACGGCCCGCCACCCGGAGACCGAAGCAGCCCUGCACAGCAUCUACGCCUCCCACUACCUCCCCAAGCUCAACGCCGCGCUCGCCAUCUCCUCCCACAGGCCCAUGCAGCUCUCUGCCCCUGCGCCGUCCGCCAACGCCAAGCAGCCCGAGCUCCUCUUCACCGCCUCCCCCGCCGGCGAGCCCGCCUCCGCGGCUACAAUCUUUGGCGGCAAACCUACCGCCCGUGUCGUCGGCCUCGUCCGCUCCUUUGACCGCUUCAACACCGGCAUGCGUGUCGAGGGCAACAUCAAGCGCGUAGAGUACCUCCGCGGCCUGGCCGCCCUGCACCACGCCAUGCGCGAGCACUCGUGCCGAUACGGCUUCAUCCUCACUGAGAUUGAGCUCGUCAUCGUCCGUAACGGCACCGAGUCGGUCCCCCAUUUUGGUCACCUCGAAGUUACUUCCGUCCAGCUCGCCGCCGUCGCCGACGACGCUAACUGCGAGGUCGGCGAGAUCCCGCUGACUGCCUGCCUUGCACUGUGGGGCCUGUGCAUGAUGGCCGGUGACGAUGCGCCCCAGCAGCAAGGCCGCGGCGGUGUCGUGGCACAUUGGAAGACGGAGAUUGGGGCGCCAGCCGAGGGCACGAGGCGCAAGGCGCUGCCGAGGGACGACUGGAUGCCCAAGCCGCAGUUGGCGGAGAAGCGGGAGGCCAAAAGAGCGAGAGGUUGGGUUUUGCCCGAGGACCCCAUUGGUAGAAAGGAAUUGGGGAAGAGAGGUGUGCGGUAUGGUGCUUGCUGA